UUUAAUAAUUUUGGAGCGCGCUGGGUUUUGCGGAAAGAAAUACAAUUUCUAAUAGAUACAGCAAGCUACGCUGCAUUUUCAUCAUUUUGUGUAGUGCGGAACUGUACCUGUUAUCGACUGAGCAACAAUUUGUCGAAAAUGGCAGACGAAGGAAACGAAGAUAGUUGGUUGUACGGUGGUUCCCACCAGGAUGGCAUUGCGGGAGGCGACUCGAUUCCAGCUACCGAGACCGACGGUGCCGGUAGCGAGAAAAAUCCCUUGUGGGACGAAGAACACGAGGAAUCAUCAUCAGCGGCCAUGCACGAUGCGGGAGACUUUGGUAAAAAGCGUCGUGCCUCUAACGAACCAAAAAACACGGAUGAAACUUCCGGCGAGGUCUCAUCAGCCACCGCCGGUAACGGAUUAUCCAGCCACGACCAGCAGUGCGACGAUAAUGCCAUGGAUGCAAGCGAUUUGCAGGAAUCAGGGGGCGUAGGAGACGAACCGGAUGAAAGCCAGGACGAUUCACAGCUGAUGGAUGAUGAUCCGAUCGAAUCUGGCAAACGUAAACAAAGCGAUGCAAGUGCCAAGGAAGGAAGUGGCCGUUCGGAAGGGAAAGACGAGGGUGAUGAUGGAGAGUAUAAAGAAAAGCGGAAACAAUCGUCCGGAGAGGAAAAGGUUGGGGAUGACAAUGGAAAAGAUAAGGGAGGGCUCAGUGACAUGGAGAGCGACAUCGAUAGUGACGAGGACGACGAUAUUAAUGUCGUGAUCGGAGACAUCAAAUCUGGACCUAGCUAUAACAUCAUCAAACAGCGUGGCCCCAUUUUACCCAACCAGACGGCAUCGAAUGCGGCUGGCGUAACGGACAAAACGAAGCAACCGGCAGGGAAGUUCAGCAUGGAAGAGUUCGAAAGUGUUGGCACAAUAAAUGGUGUGCCAGCACACGAGUUUAGCAUCGACUCGCUGGAUGAGAAACCGUGGCGUAAACCCGGUGCGGACAUUACCGAUUACUUCAAUUACGGAUUCAACGAGGAAACCUGGCGUUCAUACUGCGAGCGACAGAAGCGUAUGCGGCAGCACGAAAGCGGUGUGGGAAUGGCCGGCCUGACGAUUAACAAUCCGCAGGCGGCUCCACCGAUCGGCAUGAACAUGGGAAUGCGAGACAUGCGACGAUCGGGUGGACCGAUGGGCGGCGGACCGAUGGGUGGACCGAGAAAGAUGAACGGUCCGAUCGAGGUGAUCGGUGGUGGACCGGGCGGACCGAUGGGCGGAGGGCCAAUGGGUGGUGGAGGUGGAGGUCGGCGUGAUGACGGCAUGGGAAUGUCGAGUCAACCUAAGGAAAAUGUAAUUCAGGUGAUGACGGCCGAUCGCCGAGAGUACAGUCGGACCGUUGUUGGUAACAAGUACGAGCCAUCGAUGGGAGGACCACCAGGUUUCGGCGGAGGACCACCAGAUUUUUACCUACCAGAGGUCGAAUAUUCCGAUUACUACGAUCCUAUGCAGGAGACACAGUGGGGUAACGACAAUGGCAACUGGCAACCGUCAGGCAUUAAAACACUUACACCCGGACCACCGAUGAUGGGUCACCCGGGAAUGGGUGGUAUGCCCCCACAACAGCAACAACAGCACAUGGAUAUGAUGGGAGGCGGUGGAGGUGAGAGGAUGGUCAUGCCACCACCCCAACAGAUGCAACCCGGUAUGGGCCCCGGAGGUCCCGGAAUGGGUCCCGGUGGAGGAAGGAUACAUCCACCCGGAAUGCCCCCAGGCGCGCGAGGUGACAUUCGAAAUCCGAACGAUCGUAAGCGAGGAGAUCCGCGCGAUCAGCGGGAUCGUGAUCGGGAACGAGAACAACGCGAUCGCAGGGACCGGGAGCGAGACCGUGAGCGCGAACGAGAGCGUGAUCGUGAUCGAGAGCGCGAACGGGAGCGAAAGGAACGCGAGCGGGGUGAGCAUAGAUCCGACCGUGAGGGUUCUGUUGUCGUCCCCAAGGAGGAGGUACCUGGAGACGGGGCGGUCGCUCUAGGUGCGGCAGGAACAAUAAUCCCGGUUGGUACUCCAUCACUACCAGCCACCUCCGGAUCUCGGGACGAUAAAGACAAACGUUCCACAAAACCAGAUCGGCAUAAAGAUCGCCACCGCGAACGUUCCCGAAGCCGAGAGAGGUCCAAAUCGCGACGUUCAGAUCGCAGUCGCGAGAGGGAGCAGCGUCACAGUCGCGAUAAGAAAAAGUCCCACCGGAAGGAUAAAGAAGAUGGCGAAUGAGCAUGGGAGUUGACGAUUUUCAGUUCAAAUAGCUCAAUUCAUGGCUAUAGGUCGAAAUAUUGAACUACUUAUUCGUAAAAAUAAAAUAAAAGUUAAAUACAGCUGCACGAAACCGAUAUCGCUUGGAUGGAAGAUAUCGGUUCGAACAAAAAAAAAAUUAUGUAUAAUAAAUCGUGUACCAUUAAGUAUA
Molecule: messenger RNA, 2431 nt
Organism: Anopheles coustani
Lineage: Eukaryota; Metazoa; Arthropoda; Insecta; Diptera; Culicidae
Gene: Fip1
Product: pre-mRNA 3'-end-processing factor FIP1
Exons: 2
Coding region: 139-2241 (700 amino acids)
Cellular component (GO): mRNA cleavage and polyadenylation specificity factor complex
Molecular function (GO): RNA binding
Source: RefSeq, a predicted model, not a curated record